AUGGCGCACGAACAAGAAUCCGAAUCUGAAUGGGAAGAAGAAUUGGUCGAGCUCGUUUCCAAAGAGUUCAAUAUCCCAAAAAGUACGCCAACUAGCCGUAACAGGGAGAUUGGCGCCCGUGGGCAUGAAACACAUGGUGCGAGCUUCAUGGCUGGGUCAAAUGUCCCAGGCCAGAGAACCAAGGUGCAGUGUCGUUAUAAUCUGAAGGCGCGACAGAAAUCCAAGCGCCGUGCCCAGAUGAACCAAGAAUGUACCAUCGAUAAGGUGCCUUGGUCUGAAUCAUCCCCCUUCGCGCAUGUGGAAGCUCUGGAGGAUGGAAGAGCUGAAGCCUCACGUGCGAAAAAGAAACGUCCAGCUCCAGAUGUCUCGCCUUCUCUUCGUUCUCAGUCUCCCCUUCAGUCGCCUGAAUCCAAGACGGUUUCGCAGGGGUCCGAGCAAGACAUUGAGCACGAAGAGAAGAUGAAACUCGAAGGGGAUCUAUGGGUUCAAGUUAUGGAAGUCGCAAAGGAAUGGUACAAGAAGAAAAUUCAGCAUGCACAGCAGCAGUAA
Molecule: messenger RNA, 549 nt
Organism: Parastagonospora nodorum SN15
Lineage: Eukaryota; Fungi; Ascomycota; Dothideomycetes; Pleosporales; Phaeosphaeriaceae
Exons: 4
Coding region: 1-549 (182 amino acids)
Source: RefSeq, a predicted model, not a curated record